This is a messenger RNA of Anisakis simplex (herring worm), 2763 nucleotides long. The record is from the annotation of a GenBank genome assembly. NCBI's taxonomy places the organism in Eukaryota, Metazoa, Nematoda, Chromadorea, Rhabditida, Anisakidae.
AUGCACGACGAGGGUCUUGAAUGCCCCAUACGUAUCAUCGAUUCUAAAAGUGGUCACAGUCUAGACGCACUCAAACUCUUACAACUUCGUCAAUCAUCGGCGUUGGGAUCUUUGAAGGUUUGUCAUUAUGAAGGCGUUAAUGAAGCUGGCGAACAUAGUGCAUUGAGUGUCUGCUCACUUCAUCAAAUUAGUGGAAUUUUAACGAUAAACGGUCGAAAGUUUGUGUUGGAUGUGAAAGUAAAUGGUAGUUUCGUGUUGUUACCUCAACAGUCGAAUCGAUGUGGUGAGUGCGAAUGCGAUAUUGAUUGGAACGAAAAAAUAGAAAGGGCCAAACGAGAUAGAUCUUCUUCUGCAAAAGGCGUUGGUGGAACACGUACGGCCGAAUAUUAUUCCGAGUUUUUGGAUGGUCGUUGGCGAUAUGUGGAACUUGCACUAAUUGCUGAUUAUUCUGUGUAUGUGAAAUAUGAAAAGAAUACAACCGAGGUUCAGGAACGUCUUUCAACAUUGGCGAAUUUUGUGAAUUCGCUCUAUCAACCGUUAAAUAUACGUGUUGUUUUGGUAUGGGCUGAUGUUUGGACUGAAACGAAUCCGAUUGAAGUGAUUUCGAAUUCUGACAAAACGCUCUCAAAUUUUUUGGAAUAUCGUAAAAAACUCAUUAAGCCACAUCCGCACGACAAUGCUCAUCUCUUAACAAAUGUUCACUUUGAUAAUAACAUCGUUGGUAAGGCAUAUAAAGGAACAAUGUGCUCAUUCGAUUAUUCGGGUGGAGUGGAUAACGAUCACAGUGAUAAGGCAGCAUUCGUAGCCGCAACAAUAGCGCAUGAAAUGGGUCAUAAUUUUGGUAUGGAGCACGACAGCAGUUAUACAGAUUGUAAGUGUCCGUCAAGAGGAUGCAUUAUGGCGCCAUCAACCGGCAUCACUCCACCGACGUUUUGGUCAGAUUGUAGUCUUCGUUAUUUACAACAUAGUUUGAAACGCGGAGCCGAUUACUGUUUGCAAAACGCUCCAGAAGGUGCGUUCGGUGGAGCUCGAUGCGGUAAUGGUUUGCUGGAAGCCGGAGAGGAGUGCGACUGUGGAACAGUUAGUCUAUGUACAAGUAAAUGUUGUAAUGCAGAAACAUGUAAAUUGGUGGAUGGAGCGCAAUGUGCUAGUGGUGAAUGUUGUGAUUCGCAGACGUGCCAAGUGAAAAAAGCAACGAUCAUCUGCCGUCACGCAACAAAUUCGUGCGAUCUUCCUGAGUACUGUGAUGGUCAGAUGGAGCAUUGUCCCGCUGAUUUCUUUGUGCAAGAUGGCUUGAAAUGUCCUGAUGAUCCUACGGAUUUUUGUUAUGAUGGUAAGUGCGGGAAUCGUGAUCAACAGUGUCGUUUCAUAUGGGGAUCAACGGGUUCGAAUGCUGCAAAAGAAUGUUAUCAACUGAAUAUUCAUGGUAGUUCGUCUGGUAACUGUGGUUAUGAUCAAAUCACGAACCAAUUCGCUACUUGUGAUAAACGAGAUGUGGAGUGCGGCCGAUUACAUUGUAAUCAUGAAAACGAAAAAUUGGCGUUUGGUGAUCCCACAAGUGUUUAUUCGGCAUAUACCGCUUUGCGACUAUCGAGUGGUGAAGAGGUGGCGUGUCGUGUGAUAUGGACUAAAUUAGUUGGUGGCAAAAGGCAACCUGAUCCCGGCAUGGUUCCUGAUGGUGCAUCAUGUGGUGCUUCCUCUGACCGUAUGUGUGUGCAAUCGAAAUGUGAAAAUCGGAGUGAUAAAGUGAAAUUAGCACCGAAGUGUGAUCCAGAAGGAUGUAACGAUGCGGGUAUUUGCAACAAUAUGGGUAAUUGUCAUUGUGAGCCUGGUUAUGGUGGGAUCAGCUGUGCAAUACCGGGUCCGGGUGGUUCAGUGAACAGUGGACCGGCAUCUGAAGGCAGUGUCAUUCAUGUCGGUUACGUCGUCUUCUGGCUUCUUCUCUUAUCUGCGAUUGUGUUUAUUCUUGCGUCUAUUUUUGUAAAGCGGAAGAAGAAUAUUUGGUUACAUAAACAGAUAUGGCAUCAUUUGAAAGAAGUGUUGAAACUGCAUCGACUACUAGUGCCCGUUCGCAAGGCACCAGCACCACCUGGACCACCGAUACGAACUGCAGAAUUGAAUGCUGUUUGGGGGGAUAACCCGUCAGAUGUUUUGAGGCGUAGCACCAAUUCGAAGACAAACAACGCUCGUCUUCACUCACAGCCAUCUCCACCGCCUUUCUCACCACCCGUCAUUCCAUCUGCCAGUUUUAGUCACUCUACCAAUAACAAUAAUAACAAUUUUCUUGCACGCAACACUAGUCAACGACCUAAAAAUGCUCCACCAAAGAUUCCUGUACGACCAGAUACAGAUGUGUUGAAUGCUUUAUACGCUGAACAUAAUGAUGAAUUACACUACGCAGUUCCUCCAGCAUAUGAUUAUCGUCCAAAAGUUGAUCAUAAUAAUAGUGAUAGUAAUAAGUGGAAUAAUCCAAGUAAGAAGCCACAAGUGAAUCAAGUCGAGAGUACAACAAAUCGACCAGUGAAAGCGCCGCCACCCCCUCCUCCGGCUCAUAGGAAACCACCGCCUGGAUACGAUCAAGUGAGUAAUUGUGUGGAAGAGGGAGAGGUCGUUGAGAGCGAGAGGAAGAAACGAGCUGCAAAGCCGAGACCACCGACGAAACCAGUGAUCGUUGGCAAUAGUAAUGGUAAAUCGAGUAUGGUGAAGAAUAUUGCAGCAAAAUUUGAUUCAAAAUCUGCAAAACUCUCCACAAAUUUCUUAUGA